This is a messenger RNA of Closterium sp. NIES-65, 2934 nucleotides long. Lineage: Eukaryota; Viridiplantae; Streptophyta; Zygnematophyceae; Desmidiales; Closteriaceae. The record is from the annotation of a GenBank genome assembly.
AUGAAUCAGCAUCACGUGCAACGGCGGCCGGCAAGCCAGCACGACACCCGCAACACAUGGAACGAGUACGCGCCGCAGAAGCAACAGUCGCAGUUCCAGCAAACUCCGGGUCCUUACCAGCAACCACCUUUGUCGCCGCAAUUUCCGCAAUAUCCGCCACAAAUGUCUUCGCAGUUCCCGCCGCCGCAGCAGCAGCACGAGCAAGCGGAGGAGUUUCCGUGGGACCAUGGCGACAACGUUCCCGUCGCCCCCGUUAUCGCGUUCCCUGGUAACCACCAGAGCGUCGCUGGUAACCACGCGGGUAACCACAUGGGCGUCGCGAGUAACCACGGUGGUAACCACCGCCGAUCGCGAUCCAUGGGAAUGGCGGCUAUGGGAAUGGGGGGCGUUGCGCCUGAUUUUCUUGCGCAGAUGGGAGCGCCGGGACAGUUUCCGCCAGGCCCAGCGGGAGCGGGGAGAGGCGCGCAUCCGCCUGCGCCAGGGGGUAGAGGGGAGGCGGGAGCGCAGGGGAGAGUCGGAGGCGAUCUGGACGGGCGCGGAAGAGGGGGAGGCGCGGGCGGAGGGGUUAGCGGCCCAGGGGAAGGUCCGAGGGGGAAAGGCGGAGCGGCGGGGGAACCUAGAGGCCCCGGCGGAGGAGGUCAGGAAGCGCAAGGCAAGGGGGCAAAUUUAGACAGUAUUGACCCUCGCUUCAAGCCUAAGUUUAUAAAAUCCGGUGGGCGGGUGUGGGAGAUGUUUUCAGGACCGUCCGUUAAUAUACUAAGAAGAGAGGACGACGCGGAUUUGCCGCCCGAGGACUUAGCGGCUAUGGUUGCCGCGCCUGUCGCGAAGCCCUCGCGCCAUCGGCGCACCAAGUCCGCCUUCCCCGCGGACUCCGCGCAAUUCCUGCAGGAAAUGGAUUUCCGCGGAGGGGAAGGGGGGAACAAAUCGGGGGAGGGGGCGGACGGGGAAGGGGGAGGCGGAACCGGGUUCGGCGGGGAUGGCGGAACUGGAGCGUGGGGAGCCGGCGGGGGAGGUGGGGGCGGGAAAGCGGGCGGAAUAGGGGCUGGGGGAGCUGUUGGGGGGAGGGGGAGCGGGCCUGCGGGCGGGCAGAGAAUGUUAUCGUCAGCAGGGGGGGUAAGGCGCGCCUCUCUUGACGGCGGCGGAAGGGGCGCCCCCCUUGAGGGUGGGGAAAGGCGCGCGUCCCUUGACGGGGGGAGGAUCCCCGCGCCUGUCCCCUCCUCCUUCUCAGACCCUUCCAAACCGAUCCCCGCCCAUCCUCUGAGGCAUCGGAGGAUAGUAACGAGAAUCUCUUGCAGCAACACCAGGAUGGCAAUUCCGGGAAUUACGGAAGUGGGAAUCAAGCUUCAGGCCAAGCAUCCGCCCUCCUUUCCCCUCUGCACGGCGGAAGCCUUGGAGGCGGAUUCUCUGCGGGAGGCGAAAGGGGCGGCGGAGGCGGAGGGGGGCGAGGCGCAAGGGGAGGGGGCGGGGGGCAGGGUCACAGGCGCAGUCAUAGCUUGCAGGGGCCUGGGGGAGGGGGCUGGGGGUUCUCUGGAGGGGGGGGGCGGGGAAGGGUGGGCGGGGGGAAACUAUCGGGCGGAGCAGGCGCAGGCCCAGGCGCAGGCGCAGGGGCAGGGGGGGCGGAUGCGGAGACCUAGCACGGGGCAGAUGGGGAGAGGCGGGCACGUGGGGGAAACAGGCUUGAUUGGGGGAGGGGGAAGAGGCGGAGGCAGGGGCUGGGUUGGGGGAAGAGGCGGAGGAGGGGGGGAAUUGGGGGGAGCCAGAGGAAGUGGUAUGAUGGGAAAUGGAGUGCUGGAGGAGGGAGUGAGAGGAGAGGAGGGAGAAGAGGAGGAGAUAGGGGAAGAGGAGGGAGGAGAGGAGGAGGGAACAGAAGUGGAGGAUGGGAGAGUGCUUCCGGGGGAAGAGGGGGAUGAUGAUGACGUUCCCGUUGCUCCUGUCUCCCCUGUUCCUGUGCAAUGGGGUGCAGCUAAUGCAGGGUUCAAGGACCCAAACUCAGGAGAAGGGACUGGGGAAGGGGCGGUUGAAGCAGGCCCUCACCCUCACUCCCCCCGCUCGGCUCACUCUUCAUCCUCCCCCAAUCCCCCCGUUUCCCCGAGCCAUGCUGGGGGGAGCUGGGGGGAAAGGGCGACGGGGGGAGUUGGGGGAAUGGGGGGAGCAGGACGGGGGGGAUCGCCCCUCCGUCCUUCUGCAGGGAAAGGGGGGGGAAUGGGGGGAGCAAGGGGGGGGAGGGGUGGAACAGGGGGAGGAGUAGGAAGAGCAGAAGGAGCUGGGGCAACAACACUUGCUGCUGGUGGUGCUGGUGCUUCUGGUGGUGGUAUGAGCGUGCUGGGGCGGCCCUUUGAGGAUAUAACGGAGCAGUUUUUACUGAGUAUGGAGGAGAUAGGGAGGGGACGAUCGGGCAGCAUCAGGCAGUGUGUGCAUCGGAGGAGCAACGAAGUGUUCGCGUGCAAAACAAUUCCCAAGGGGAAAAUUCAGAGCGAGGAGGCGGCGGAAGACAGCGAGGAGGCGGCGGAAGACAGCGAGGAGGCGGCGGAAGACAGCGAGGAGGCGGCGGAAGACAGCGAGGAGGCGGCGGAAGACAGCGAGGAGGCGGCGGAAGACAGCGAGGAGGCGGCGGAAGACAGCGAGGAGGCGGCGGAAGACAGCGAGGAGGCGGCGGAAGACAGCGAGGAGGCGGCGGAAGACAGCGAGGAGGCGGCGGAAGACAGCGAGGAGGCGGCGGAAGACGUGCGGAGGGAGAGCGAGGAGGCGGCGGAAGACAGCGAGGAGGCGGCGGAAGACAGCGAGGAGGCGGCGGAAGACGUGCGGAGGGAGAGCGAGGAGGCGGCGGAAGACAGCGAGGAGGCGGCGGAAGACAGCGAGGAGGCGGCGGAAGACAGCGAGGAGGCGGCGGAAGACAGCGAGGAGGCGGCGGAAGACGUGCGGAGGGAGCUGUAG